UGUCGCUUAUCAUACAGUAGAAGAAGAAACAUCAUUCUCCAGGAAGUGCUCCGUUAUAAACAUUUAGACAACUAACCUAUGCUUUCACCUGUCAACAAUGCUGUCACUGAAUAAUUUAGGCGUUAUUUUCAUAUCUCAGGCUCUUCAGCAUUCACCAAAGUUAUUAGCUAUCAGGCAAUGCUUAUCAAAGGCUUCGUCUCGUGCAACGCUAUGCAACAACUCUAUCACCUUCAGCAGUAAGGGCACAAGGAGGCACACGGGCUUCAGAUUACUUAACGAAAGUAUAGUAAAACAUGUCAGUUCACUGCAAACGACUUUCUACACAGCCUCUGUGAAGCUACACUGUUGGAACUGCAGCCAGUCUAUCGAACAAACUCCGGCCUUCUUCUGUUUAUCGUGUAACUCUGUCCAGCCUCCAGAUGAGAGGGCGUCCUAUUUUCUGAUUAUGGAGUGUGACCAGACCUUUGCACUGGAUACCCAGAGGCUGCAGAGAACAUACUUGAAGCUCCAGCGGUCUCUUCACCCUGACAACUUCAGCCAGAAAACUGCGAAAGAACAAGAGUACUCUGAAUACCAGUCAGCCCUAGUAAACAAGGCAUACAGGACCCUGCUCAAGCCUUUGAGUCGUGGCCUUUACAUGCUGGAGCUGAAUGGCAUGGGGAUAGAGGAGGGGACUGAUGCGGGGGCUGAUCCUCUGUUCCUUAUGGAGUUGAUGGAGAUCAACCAAGCACUGGAUGAGACACGAAGCAAAGAAGAGUCGGCCAAGAUAGGCGCCUCUAUGAAAGAGAAGUUGAACGACUUGACUGAACAAAUAGAUGCAUCCCUGCACAAAGGAGAGCUUCAAGCUGCCAAAGCGCUUCUCGCCCAAAUGAAAUACUUUGCGAACAUUGAAGAGAAGGUGAAGGAAAAACUUUCAGAGCUAAUGUAAAACUGUGUUGACUUCCAUUUGAUGCUUCCAGGGUCAUUUUAAUGUUGUUGAUAUUUUCAAAAAAAUACAAUGCCACAUUUGAAUAGAAGGUUUUAAAGAUGAGCAUGCGAGUUUCAGGUAUACAAAUAAAUGUCAAGUAUUUACUGA
Messenger RNA from Oncorhynchus masou masou (cherry salmon), 1075 nucleotides. RefSeq names its product HscB mitochondrial iron-sulfur cluster cochaperone (gene hscb). The transcript has 6 exons. Gene Ontology annotation, biological process: protein complex oligomerization; [2Fe-2S] cluster assembly. The record is from RefSeq and is a predicted model, not a curated record. Gene Ontology annotation, molecular function: protein-folding chaperone binding; ATPase activator activity. Gene Ontology annotation, cellular component: mitochondrion. Lineage: Eukaryota; Metazoa; Chordata; Actinopteri; Salmoniformes; Salmonidae. Bases 98 to 928 code for a protein of 276 amino acids.